CCUAAACACAGAGAGAAGCAGAAGAGAGAAAUGAGAAAACCUCAGACAGUGUCAACUCUCUCUCUCUCUCUCCCACGACACGUGGACGUACAGGAUCAAAUUUCGAAGUUACUCAUUAGAUGCUCUGUUUUCCUUUUUGUUUUUGUUACUGCCAAAGCCGAUAUUCACUUUCAAAUUUUAUUUUUCAUUUUUGUUUUUUUUGCUUGACCCUUUUGACUCUAUAUCACAUCCUUUUUUCUCUUUUUUAUCUUAUUGUCUUCUUUUAUCUCUUAUAAUUUUCUCCCCCAUUCUCUUUUCCCAAUCUCUCUCUCUCUCUCUCUCUCUCUCUCUCCGUGUCUCUGAGGAGCCCUAGGAGGUGAAUCUUGCGAGUUCACCAAGCCGAGUGUCUCCGCUAAUCGGCAGCAGAAUAGACUAAGUGUGUUCAACCAUGGCGGCUUCAAGGAAAGCCUUGUGUUUCGCCGUCUGUGUGUCUCUAACCGUAACUCUUCUUCCGUUGGUCUAUGGCAACUCCGAAGGAGACGCCCUCUACACGCUUCGCCGGAGCUUGUCGGAUCCGGAUAAUGUCCUUCAGAGCUGGGAUCCGACCCUUGUUAACCCCUGCACUUGGUUCCACAUCACCUGCAACCAGGAUAAUCGCGUUACCCGAGUGGAUUUGGGAAAUUCAAACUUGUCUGGACAUCUGGUACCUGAACUUGGAAAGCUUGAGCAUCUUCAAUAUUUGGAACUUUACAAAAACAAUAUUCAAGGAACUAUUCCAUCCGAGCUUGGUAACCUGAAGAGCCUCAUCAGCUUGGACUUGUAUAAUAACAACAUCUCUGGUGUUAUUCCUCCCUCAUUGGGAAAAUUGAAAUCUCUAGUUUUUUUGCGGCUCAAUGACAACGGGUUAAGUGGACCAAUUCCGAAGGAGCUUGUUGGUAUAUCAAGCCUCAAAGUUGUGGAUGUCUCAAACAAUAAUUUGUGUGGAACAAUUCCUACCAGUGGACCAUUUGAGCAUAUCCCUCUGAGCAACUUUGAAAAUAACCCUAGACUUGAGGGUCCAGAGUUAUUGGGACUCGCAAGUUAUGACACAAACUGCUCAUGAAGGAGACUGAAGCUGCAAAAUAUUGACACUACUUUGGACUAGAUUGUACUCUAAAAAUUAAAAACGUAUUACCAAAUCUUAAUGGGGUCACAGAUAAUUGUUAUCCCUCAUAUAAGCAUAUGUAAAAAGAAAACUAACGAUACUAAAAUGCCAAAUGCAUUUGUAGCUGCAUUAUUGUUCUCUUUUCCUUAGUCUCUAAGACAUUAAAUUUGUAUUGAUGCUAUACUACCAAGACUACUUACUGUGUAUGUCCUUUAAUUGAUUUGCUUGUGCCUAAUAGAUCUUUUGGUAUACAAUCCAUGUUGGGUUUCAUUUCCUA
This is a messenger RNA of Ziziphus jujuba (common jujube), 1400 nucleotides long. RefSeq names its product leucine-rich repeat protein 1. Lineage: Eukaryota; Viridiplantae; Streptophyta; Magnoliopsida; Rosales; Rhamnaceae. Gene Ontology annotation, molecular function: protein binding. Bases 428 to 1081 code for a protein of 217 amino acids. The transcript is spliced from 6 exons. The record is from RefSeq and is a predicted model, not a curated record.